AUGGAGCCCACAUCUGGUGAGCGGCCGGCUAAGCGAGUGCGGCAAGCUUGUGAACCAUGCAGACGCAAGAAGGCAAAAUGCCCCGGAGAGCAGCCAGUAUGCUCUCUAUGCUCCCGCUUGAACCAAAGAUGUGCAUAUGCUGGAGAGCACAGAAGGUCGUUGACAGCUGGUCUUGCCGUCUCUGGGGAACCGGCUCCUACCCCUUCCAAUUCAGAAAGUAAGCUCUCUCAGAUACUGGAAGAACGGCUUGGAAAUCUGGAGGCCCGAAUGGGUCAGGUUCUCGACGCCUUGGGGCAAAGCACCACUAGACAAGAGCAACGGGCAACUGCUCCUACGGCUUCCAUAAGCAGCGCCAUGGCCUCGUCGAUGCUAAAUCCAACCACGCCCUUCCCUACGUGGGAGAAAGUGAUGUCAAUAGCUGAGCUGUAUCUGAUAUAUUGUGACGCCCAGCCUCUUCCACUUUUCUAUAGGGACAGCUUCCUCAGCACGCUAGGGAGCCGUGACCCAGAGAUCAUAUAUGCUAUGUUGGCGCUGAGUAUCCGUUUCUCCGACGAUAUCAGCUUCACUACCAACGAUCUUACAUCGAUAAUCAACGGCUAUACGGAGGUGGCCAGAGGCUUGGUUAUGAAGAGAGUCUCGGAAGGACCUAUAGAGCUUUCAACCUUGCAAAGCUUAUGCCUUCUAAGUUUGGUCGACUUUGCCAAUGGGAAUGCGCAUCGUUCAAGCAUUCAUUGCAGUUUAGCGAUGAACUUAGCGCAAUGUGCCAAUUUUGGUUCAGAGUCUCAUUUGGUGCAGUCCCCUACUGCACGCGAAGAACGCAGACGCUGCUUCUGGAGUAUUUGUCUUCUGAAACGCCUUCACGGGGUUGAUUUUGAUAACCUGGAUUUUGCCGACGGCUGCUUUCCUCCCUUUCCAGAAAGCCCAAGCCGGCCGGCACCGACAAGCUCGCUAAGCGAUGGGACGAAUGAAACCCGGUCAUCAGGCAUGCAGGAUCAGGGUAUAAUAGCCUACGUGAUCAUGCUCAGCGAGAUUUUUGCAAAGGCUGCAAGAUACGUUAGACGCCACGGAAGACCUAGCAAUGUACCUCCGUGGUCCUCGCAAUCAGAAUACUCAAAGAUACUGACUGCUCUGAUGGAACGAGAAACACAGAUGCCAUACAGUCACAGAUUCAAGCCAGCCAAUUUAAGUGAAAGGACAUUCGAUGACCUUCAAGGUAAGAGAGACUACUGGGGUCCAUGGCUACUAAACCAAUUCCUGUAUCAUACGAUCCUGUGCCUUCUCAAUCACCCCCUUCUGCUUUCUCUCAGUCUCAGAAACUUUCGGAGUACAAUUCCGGAGAUAUUCCUGCAGCACACCUCCGAUUUGAUUUCAUCGCAUACGACAUGGAUUAUCCAUUUUAUUGACUACUUCGAGGAGAGGUCUUUCAUUGUCUCGGAUCCUUUCAUGGGAUAUGGUGCCGCCGUGGUAGCAACAAUUGAACUACAAUUGAGUUUUACGGAGAACACCACCAUCCGCGAAGAAAAGCGCAACCGGUUUUCCAAAUGUGUUGGGUUUGUGCAAACUCUUGGAAAUAAAUGGCCUCAUAUGGCACGCUUGGCGGACAGAUUGCAGAGGCUGGAAGAUGCUGUGUCUGCAUCCUAUGAAUUGGAAUCUGGUGCCCAAAACAAGUACUUACUCAUAGACCUCUCACGUUUCUGGGAGAUCCUCGAAUAUUCCUCCAGUGACGCAGAUUCUGCCCGCCGCAUGUUCGGCGAUUCCCUCUACACAGAAGCUCCUACGCUUGGUGCUGAAGUGUCGCAGACAUCCCCCUUACCCGAGCCUUUUCGUCUGCACUCGCAGCAAACCACGUCGCAGUCGCCAACGUCUCAAUUCAACAUUCAAACUCCCCUCGCCACAGGUGUACAGUACCCUAUGGGAGUUGGUUCUCCCCUACACGAUGAAUUCUCAAUACUCGCCGCGAAUUUCUUCUCUCAAGCCCAGGACUUUUUGCGAAGCGGUGAUCCUAGGGAUGGAUUCGGCAAUCUCUGA
This is a messenger RNA of Aspergillus sclerotioniger CBS 115572, 2028 nucleotides long. Its product is annotated as putative C6 transcription factor. The record is from RefSeq and is a predicted model, not a curated record. Gene Ontology annotation, biological process: DNA-templated transcription; regulation of DNA-templated transcription. The transcript has 6 exons. Gene Ontology annotation, cellular component: nucleus. Gene Ontology annotation, molecular function: DNA-binding transcription factor activity, RNA polymerase II-specific; DNA binding; zinc ion binding. Lineage: Eukaryota; Fungi; Ascomycota; Eurotiomycetes; Eurotiales; Aspergillaceae. Bases 1 to 2028 code for a protein of 675 amino acids.